AUGCAGUUCAGUGAAGAAGAGAGUUUGAAGAGAAUGUCUCCUGUGCAGAUGGUCUGUUGCCUCCUUCUCGUACAUCUGGUCAAGGUGAAGAGCAAAGAUUCUCAGCCGUGGACAGAUGGAGGUGCAACAGUGAAGACGACGGUCUUACCAGUGGCACUUGGAGAGAAUGUGACUUUGCCGUGCUUCAAUAAAAACAAACUUCAAGGUAGACUUUACUGGUACAAACAGGGUCUGGACAACACUACGGCUGUGGUUUCUUCUUACUUUGGAGCUAAAUUUUACGGUGACUUCGCCAACAAUGAUCGCUUCAAACUGGACGAUGAAGGCGAUAAAAACAAUCUUGAAAUAUCAAAGGUCAGAAUUUCGGAUUCCGCUGUUUAUCAUUGCCUCAGUGGAUUGGCUCAUCAAAUCGAGUUCUUGGCGUCUGUUCACGUCUUUGUAAAGACUUUGAACCCUGGACUCGGCGUCCAUCAAACGGUGUCAGGACCAGUGGAAGCAGGACAUUCUCUGGUCCUUCGCUGUGAGGUUGAUUCUGGAACGUGUCUGGGGCCACACAGGGUCCAUUGGUUCAGACAGUCUGAAAAGUCUGCAGCAGUGCUCUACGGCGAGGAUCAGUGCCAGAGCGACAAAACAAACCCGACAAACUCCUGCUUCUACAACCUCCACAUUCAUAACAUGAGCUCAGGGCAAACUGGGACGUACUACUGCGCUGUGGACCUCUGUGGACAGGUCCUGUUUGGGAACGGAACCGAAGUCAGGAUCAGGGAAGUCUCAGACAUGUUGAUCUAUGUCUUGAGUGGAGUGUCUGUGUUCAGCACCAGUCUGGUUGUUGGACUCUCUUUCUGCUUGUGCACAAAUAACAACACAGACAGAUCCCUGAGAAGUGCUGCAGCUGAGACAAAGGAUGUUCCCAAACGUCUGCAGUACAAGGCCACAGAGCAGGUGAACAGAAGGAGACAGUCACAUGACACAUGGAGCGAGUGCGUCUACUUCAGUGUGGAGCAGUGA
Molecule: messenger RNA, 1008 nt
Organism: Knipowitschia caucasica
Lineage: Eukaryota; Metazoa; Chordata; Actinopteri; Gobiiformes; Gobiidae
Source: the annotation of a GenBank genome assembly